CACCUCCCAACCCAAAUAUCUCUCUCUCUGUGUUAAAUCUUAUAAAUCAGGGCAGAUCAACCCUACCCUACCAUACACACACUUUCUCUACUCUCUCUCUCUAUCUUUUUCUUGUAGAAGCUUCACCUUCUCCUGUGUGUUUUGGAUGAAGGAUUUGCACUUUUGAGUGAGCCAUGGAGAGGAAGGAGGGGAUAAAGACGGAGGUUAAGACUGUUGGAUCUUCAUCGUUCUCGGAUCAUAUCUCAGAAAGUUAUCCAUUUUCGGGCAUAUUUGAUUUCUCAGAAGGUGAAAAGAUCAGCUCGCUAGGGUUUAUGGAGUUACUGGGUGUUCAGGACUACAGUCCUUCUCUGUUUGAUUUUCCACAGCCACCAUCUAUGGCUCCCUCGGCUCCACUCCCUCCGGCUACAACUGUGAAAGAGUGCUCCGAGGUAUUGAAUCCGCCGGCGACCCCUAACUCUUCCUCUAUUUCGUCUGCAUCGAGUGAGGCAGUCAAUGAUCAUGAACAGACUAAAGCUGUUGACGAGGAAGAAGAGCAUCAAGACAAGACCAAGAAACAGUUGAAACCCAAGAAGACAAAUCAGAAGAGACAGAGAGAGCCAAGAUUCGCGUUCAUGACAAAGAGCGAGGUUGAUCAUCUGGAAGAUGGGUACAGGUGGAGAAAAUACGGUCAAAAAGCUGUGAAGAACAGCCCCUUUCCUAGGAGUUACUAUCGUUGCACUACAUCCUCAUGUAAUGUGAAGAAACGUGUGGAGCGAUCUUUCACAGAUCCAAGCAUUGUUGUCACCACCUACGAAGGGAAGCACACUCAUCCGAGUCCAGUCAUGCCUCGCCAAAUUCUUGCCGGAGCUCCACCGGACUCGGGCUUAUCUGGCGGACGUGCCACCGGCUUUGCUAUGCCAAUGCAAAGAAGCCUAUGCCACUAUCAACAACAGCGCCAACAACAAUCCUUUAUCCAUGCCUUGUCACCUUCGAAUUUUGCCUGUAAUGGCUUAACGAAUCCAGCUGGUUAUCUUCGUGAGAUUCGGUUCUGCAACACGGGAUCUGCUUUGCUUAGAGAUCAUGGGCUUCUUCAAGACAUUGUUCCCUCACAUAUGCUGAAGGAAGAGUAGAGUAAUUUUGUUUACUGACUAGCUAAUUCGUAGGAGGAAAUCUAUACUGGUAUGUGAUCUUCUUGCUGACAGGCGGUGAUCUUUUCUUGAAGAACCCACGUCCCAUUGCCACUCAAAACCCUGAAGAUUAUUACUAUAACUUGGUUUUUUUUCUUUUUUUGGUUAAUAUUUUCGUCUUUUUUGUUGGCAGCUUUGGUUAUGUAGAGAUGAUCGAAAUACAGAAAAAUUGGCUAGCUUA
Molecule: messenger RNA, 1347 nt
Organism: Alnus glutinosa
Lineage: Eukaryota; Viridiplantae; Streptophyta; Magnoliopsida; Fagales; Betulaceae
Product: WRKY transcription factor 23
Exons: 3
Coding region: 174-1109 (311 amino acids)
Biological process (GO): regulation of DNA-templated transcription
Molecular function (GO): DNA-binding transcription factor activity; sequence-specific DNA binding
Source: RefSeq, a predicted model, not a curated record